Messenger RNA from Talaromyces stipitatus ATCC 10500, 2357 nucleotides. RefSeq names its product cell cycle control protein (Cwf4), putative. The transcript has 2 exons. The record is from RefSeq and is a predicted model, not a curated record. NCBI's taxonomy places the organism in Eukaryota, Fungi, Ascomycota, Eurotiomycetes, Eurotiales, Trichocomaceae. Gene Ontology annotation, biological process: spliceosomal complex assembly; mRNA splicing, via spliceosome. Gene Ontology annotation, molecular function: protein binding. The coding region runs from base 174 to 2195 and encodes 673 amino acids. Gene Ontology annotation, cellular component: precatalytic spliceosome; U2-type catalytic step 2 spliceosome; Prp19 complex.
GAUCACGAAGCUACAUGUUAGCUCAAUAAAAGUCACAUCGCGGAGCUUCUAAGCUCGGUGACGGCUUUUCGCUGCGUGAUAUUCGACUCUUCAAAUCAACGAAUUUAUCCCUUCGACUUCUGUAAACUUCAAAUUCUACAACAACAAACCCGUCGCCUGCGCCCGCUUUCGCCAUGGAGAUCUCACGAGGACCCCCGAGGGUGAAAAACAAGGCACCUGCGCCUAUACAGAUUUCUGCGGAGCAGCUGCUUCGAGAGGCCGUCGACCGACAAGAGGUCGGCGUGCAAGCCCCGACGCAGCGCUUUGAAGACUUGGAGGAACUACAUGAGUACCAAGGUCGGAAGAGGAAAGAAUUCGAGGACUAUGUUCGCCGAAAUCGAAUUAAUAUGAAUAAUUGGAUGCGCUAUGCACAAUGGGAAUUGGAGCAAAAAGAAUUUCGAAGAGCGCGAUCGAUUUUCGAACGAGCGUUGGAUGUCGAUUCUACCUCCGUCGUACUGUGGAUUCGUUAUAUCGAGGCUGAGAUGAAAACCCGGAACAUCAACCAUGCUCGAAACCUGCUUGAUAGAGCUGUAACGAUCUUGCCACGAGUCGACAAGCUGUGGUACAAAUAUGUCUACAUGGAAGAGACGCUGGGGAAUAUUCCAGGCACGCGCCAGGUAUUUGAACGGUGGAUGUCAUGGGAACCAGAUGAAGGUGCAUGGAGUGCUUACAUCAAGCUCGAGAAGCGUUAUAAUGAGUUUGACCGCGCCAGAGCUAUUUUUCAAAGAUUCACUAUUGUACAUCCAGAGCCAAGGAACUGGAUCAAAUGGGCUCGUUUUGAGGAGGAGUACGGAACGAGCGACCUAGUCCGGGAAGUUUAUGGGCUUGCAAUUGAAACUCUAGGGGACGAUUUCAUGGAUGAGAAGAUCUUCAUUUCGUAUGCAAAGUUUGAAGCGAAACUAAAGGAGUACGAGCGGGCCCGUGCGAUUUAUAAAUUCGCUCUUGAUCGACUACCACGCUCCAAGUCAAUCACUCUACACCAAGCGUACACCACAUUUGAAAAACAAUUCGGUGAUCGUGAAGGUGUCGAGGACGUUAUCUUGAACAAACGUCGAGUUCAGUACGAAGAACAAAUCAGGGAGAAUCCCCGCAACUACGACGUAUGGUUUGACUAUGCUCGAUUGGAAGAGGCAUCUGGAGAUGCGGAUCGCAUACGAGAUGUGUACGAAAGAGCAAUUGCCCAGAUACCGCCUUCUCAGGAGAAGCGCCACUGGCGCAGAUACAUAUAUCUAUGGAUAUUUUACGCAUUGUGGGAAGAGAUGGAGAGCAAGGACAUCGGCCGAGCCAGGCAAAUCUACCAAGAAUGCCUGAAACUGAUACCCCACAAGAAUUUCACGUUUGCCAAGAUUUGGCUCAUGAAAGCCCAAUUUGAGAUCCGUCAGAUGGAUCUCCAAGCAGCCCGAAAGACUCUUGGUCAAGCAAUUGGCAUGUGUCCUAAAGACAAGUUGUUUCGGGGUUAUAUUGAUUUGGAGCGUCAACUAUUCGAAUUCAACCGAUGUCGUACUCUUUACGAGAAACAUAUUGAGUGGAAUGCAUCUAAUAGUCAGGCGUGGAUCAAAUUUGCGGAGCUUGAACGGGGCUUGGAAGAUCUCGAACGGGCUCGUGCGAUUUUCGAAUUGGGUAUCGAGCAGUCGACGCUGGACAUGCCAGAGCUGGUCUGGAAGGCGUACAUCGAUUUUGAGGAGUACGAAGGAGAAUAUGACCGCACGCGUGCAUUGUAUGAGCGAUUAUUGGAGAAGACGGAUCAUGUCAAGGUCUGGAUUAAUUAUGCCAAAUUCGAAAUCAACAUUCCGGAAGGUGAAGAGGAUGAGGAGGAACAAGAAGAGCGGCCAGUCAGCGAGGAAGCCAAACGACGGGCUCGCAAGAUCUUCGAACGUGCCAACAAAGUGAUGAAAGAUAAGGAUCUCAAGGAAGAGAGGGCGGAUCUUCUGAAUGCAUGGAAGGCGUUCGAGCAAGCUCACGGGUCCGCCGAAGAUCUAGCAACGAUCGAAAAGCAGAUGCCACGGCGGGUCAAGAAGCGUCGCAAGUUGGACGACGACCGUUAUGAGGAAUACAUGGACUACGUCUUCCCGGCAGACGAUGCAUCAGCAGCCAAUUUGUCUCGAUUGUUACAACGUGCCCACGCUUGGAAACAACAGCAACAGGGACAAACUUGAGAUGGGUAGGAUUCUUGUGUUGGCUUAUGAUCCGUGUGACACAACAGCCAUGUAUAUUAUUCGGUACGUAGCAAUAUCGGGUAUUAAAUCGGAUAAUACUCUUUUGAGUCUACACAUAGCUAUUCGCGGUUUCAAGGAGUUUUUGCGAUUUAUCUGUAUUCA